CAAGAGUGUUGCGAGUAGCGAGAAAACCACAACCAGUGAUUCUGGUAGCCUUUCUAAACAGGAACAUAGACAACCAAAAUGUGCCGAAAAGUCCCUCAUAUGUACAAGCUUGUGGAUCCACAGAAUCUCGAACCUGCUCCUAGCACACCGGAGGAAUUCAUUGAUAUGAUUCGAGAUCAUCACAAGAGAAAUCCUGGGGCACGAUUUGGCAGUAAGAAACAGGGAAUAUGUACAAACUCAUGUAACAACAUCAUCAAGCCACAAUAUCGAGCGCGCAUAUCCUUACGUACGGCCGGUCACCAUGCUUUUCGACUUUGUGACGAGGUCAAGCGUAGGAUGGAACUGGGCUUUGAUGAUUUCAGCUCCGAACAAUGGCAAGCCCACAAUCUGUUCAAAUCACUGGUUGAGGAUAAAUCAGACAAAGCCCUGUUGAAGAGGCUAGCAAAGACAGAUGGAAGACAAGUCUCACAAGAUGAGAUGAAGCUGCUGAUCAAGACCUUCUCAAUGAUUUUCUUCCCAACUACGCCGUCGGACGUUCAGAUGGAACUGGACUUCCAGUGGGAGGAUUGGAGAAACACGCCAGGUGAAAUCGGCUUAUACUGCACCAAUGGUACCGACAUGCCUUGGAUCAGCAUGUGUGCUUUUAACGUUGACAAGAAAGUACCGAGCUACGGUCAUCUGAAUGGCUUAGCUAUGGACCGUCUGUCCACAAUCCUUCACGAGAUUGUGCAUGCAUAUUUGGAUCGUUACGCCUGCCGUUGUAUUGGGGUGUUCGGAUCGUUUGAAGAGAGUGUUAAUCAACUAAGUGGACAUGCAUGGGCGUGGCAACGGAUAACAAGUUCUGUGGAACGCGCUGCCCCUGACCUCACUGGUCUCCCUAUAAGUCUAGAACGGUUUAGAAUUAUCCAGGGCUGUUGGGACAAAUUCAGAUAUUGGCCGACUCAACAGGAAGUUAAGGACUGGCAGUUGUAAAUUCAUGAGGCCUAUGGGUAGGCUGCGUCAAAGUGGAGGUCGGAAUAGUUGCUGUCAUGAUGAAGUCGCAGUUGAAGUUGUAUGCCAUGAGUAGGAGAAUCAAUGAAGUGCUGUAUUCGAGGUUUGAUCAAAGGCAUCCGUUUUCGACCGUGAUACCGAUGGAAUAACUCGAUAACUCUGGAUAUCUGUGAUGUGAGGAUUGGUGUAGUUAUCGAGAAGGAAGUAACAAUAAUGGAAGUCUUACGACAGAACACUACUAGCGCGUUGGCCGGAUCAGCAACUAUGAUAGACCAUCCACGUGGCAAGUCGCAAGCAGCUAACAGAGACCACUAUGUCACCGCACAUUGAGAA
Messenger RNA from Alternaria alternata, 1323 nucleotides. RefSeq lists its product as hypothetical. The coding region runs from base 79 to 972 and encodes 297 amino acids. Lineage: Eukaryota; Fungi; Ascomycota; Dothideomycetes; Pleosporales; Pleosporaceae. The transcript has a single exon. The record is from RefSeq and is a predicted model, not a curated record.